Helobdella robusta is the source of this 603-nucleotide messenger RNA. RefSeq lists its product as hypothetical. Gene Ontology annotation, cellular component: ciliary basal body. The record is from RefSeq and is a predicted model, not a curated record. The transcript has a single exon. Bases 1 to 603 code for a protein of 200 amino acids. Gene Ontology annotation, biological process: cilium organization. Lineage: Eukaryota; Metazoa; Annelida; Clitellata; Rhynchobdellida; Glossiphoniidae.
AUGUCUCAAGACUGGCACAACAGCCAGUACCGGGAUUCUUUCGAGGCGAAACGUUUGGGGAACUGGGAAAUUCCGAAGGAGAGAGACUGCACUCUCGGUAAAAAGACCAUGAUCGGCUUUACGCACUUCAUAGGAAACGACAGAGGACAUCUUUACGGAACAGCGAAAAAAAAUCCCAAAGGACCGUGGGGCGGAUAUAUCGAUACGUUCAACCUACCGAAGAAAAUUCCAGGACCGAGAUCCACCGUACCGACUUCUCGUCGAGCUGAAUUGGUGGAUAAAUUUAAUAAAGAAGCUAAGAAAUUUAAAGAUGAGCUGAUCGUUAAAGCACUGCCGUUGAAAGAAAAAUUAAAAUAUGAACUGAGAACUAAACAGCAGACCAGCAUCUACUCGUCAAACAAUGCCCAAGUUAAUGAUGAUGAGAUUGACAAUGGGAAUGCAUGCGAUGUAAAGGUUGCAGGCGAUCAAUCAAACAAAACAGCAUGUGCCGGUGACAAGGAGGAAUGUUCCAACUCGGUCGGCGAUGUUAUCGAUCAAUCGAACAAUGCAGUCGGAUGCGACGCACAAACCGACAACUGCGCACGUCCAAUAAAAGAAAAUUGA